AUGAAGGCUAUAGAUACGGACGCUGUUAAAGGCUCGCAAGAGUAUCAUGAGCAUGCGGUAGCUCCUGAGCAAGGAAGCAUCAAGAAAUUCGAAAUAGAAUCUUCGACAAGCGAACAAACCGUAUGGCAGGAGCUGAAGUCAAAUCAUCGCGUAGUCGCAUACGCUUUCCUUGCCAACGCAGGCUCUCUGACAUUCGGCUUCGAUAUUCUCGUCACUGGCGCUAUAACGGCGUUACCUUCAUUCUCUAUGUCAUUUGGGGAACAAUAUAAAGGCCAGUUGAUUCUGCCAGCCUUAUGGCAAGGACUUUGGACAGCGUUCAUUCAAAUUGGGAUCAUGAUGGGAGCUGCAUUCAACGGGCCCUUUCAAGACAAGUUUGGCCGUCGCCUUGCAUUCGCUCUCGGAGGAGUCGCAACUGCGUUGGGCACCGCGAUGGCAUUUACCUCGCCCGACUUAAAGACCCUUGUAGCUCGCCGCGUUCUCUUCCUCUUUUCGAAGAUCGUGACAGGGAUGGGAAUGGGCAUUCUAAUGACGACCUGCCAGACAUAUAUAUCCGAUAUCUCGCCAGUCAAGUUGAGGGGUGCUCUUUUGGCAUUCUUUCCAUUCAUGACGUCUGUUGGCCAAAUGAUUGCCAUAACCAUUGUAUUCUCGCGUAUCAUGGUACUGGAUAUUUCAUCCUUCAAGGUCCCGUUCGCAACCCAGUGGGCAUUCUCAGGGCUGGCUCUACUUGCUGCUUUGAUUCUCCCAGAAUCUCCAGUCAUUCUCGUCUCCCAAGACAAGACCGAAGCAGCACAAAAGUCUUAUUCUAGGCUACAUGGUUCAACAUCUGACGUCGCCCUCGCAUUGACACAAAUCCGCGCUGUAUUGGACCAUGAAAAGGAAUUAGACGCUAGCUCAGGAAACAGUUCCUUCUCAGAAUGUUUCCAAGGAGUCAAUCGUCGCCGAACGUUCAUUAUCAUUAUUGUUGCCUUGCUUCAGUACUUCCUUGGAGUUUCUAUCUUAGCAAACGCAAAUUACUUCUUGAUCAUGGCUGGUAUGAGUCCUACUCAGUCACUACAAAUGUCUCAGAUUGGCGUUGGGGUAUCGAUGGUGACCAUCGCCAUUGCCUUUGUCACUAUCACGAAGUUUGGGAGGCGCACUAUUGUCCUAUGGAGCUCGAUUGCCGCGGCUACUGUUUUCGUUGCAAUGGGCAUUGCGGGUUGCUUCCCCGAUAACAAAUCAGCGACGAGGUUCGUCGGAGCAUCAAUUAUUGCCUCUGGUGCAGUCACCAAUCUCGGUGUCGGCGCAACAUGGCCGGUGUUGAUUUCCGAGCUAUCUUCUGUCCGUCUCCGUGCCAAAUCAUCGGCAAUCGGUUUCAUCACCAACGCCUUCGCGGGAGUCGUUUUCAGUAUUAGUGUUCCGUACAUGUUCAAUGUGGAUGCUGGCAACUUGGGGGGCAAGAUUGGGUUCAUUUUCGCGGCUUUGUCGAUUCUUUCAUUUGUGCUUUCAUUUCUAUUCGUCCCUGAGACGAAAGCGAGGUCAUUUGAAGAAUUGGAUAUCUUGUUUGAGAGGCGCGUAUCUGCAAGAAGGUUUGCGACAACCCUGAUCUAG
This is a messenger RNA of Aaosphaeria arxii CBS 175.79, 1587 nucleotides long. RefSeq names its product general substrate transporter. Gene Ontology annotation, biological process: transmembrane transport; carbohydrate transport. Gene Ontology annotation, molecular function: carbohydrate:proton symporter activity. The transcript is spliced from 7 exons. Bases 1 to 1587 code for a protein of 528 amino acids. Gene Ontology annotation, cellular component: membrane. The record is from RefSeq and is a predicted model, not a curated record. Lineage: Eukaryota; Fungi; Ascomycota; Dothideomycetes; Pleosporales.